Priapulus caudatus is the source of this 1513-nucleotide messenger RNA. Its product is annotated as 39S ribosomal protein L1, mitochondrial-like. The transcript has 8 exons. NCBI's taxonomy places the organism in Eukaryota, Metazoa, Priapulida, Priapulimorpha, Priapulimorphida, Priapulidae. Bases 3 to 1091 code for a protein of 362 amino acids. The record is from RefSeq and is a predicted model, not a curated record.
AUAUGGCAGCGCCCGCAAAACCAGGUUUAAUUGUUCUCGCCCAGCUCUCCCGCCUGCGUCUACAGACAAGUCCGUGUGUAGGGACAUCGUUUGUCCAACUACGAAACUAUGCGGCUAGAAAGGGAAAGCGAGCGGCCGUACAGAAAGCGAAACGCGCCAUGGCGAAAACUGAGGAAAAGAAAGAAUGGAAACCAAAGCGCUUAUUAAUGAAGGACGAGGCGUUCAUGGGUGAGCGUCCGCAGGCUACGGCAGAGUGGCUCGCGCGACGCCCCACUGACGACGUGUACCUGCGCGCGUUCUACCCGCCCCCGCGUCUGUCCGUCCCCGACGCCGUCGCUCGCCUCGCCGACGUUAACGCUCCGGAGAUGUACGACAACAUGGACGGAUACCUCUACCUGAAGCUGCACCUAGACAUGCGCAUGGAGAAGAAGAACAAGUUCUUGGACGCGUUUAAGCGAACGGUGAUGAUGCCAAACUACUUUGAGGUGAAGGAAGAGAAGACUGUCCUUGUGUUGUGCAAGUCGCUCGCUGACCAGACGAAAGCACGUGACCUUGGGGCGACCCUCGUCGGUGGAACCGAGAUCAUAAAACAACUGGAGAAGGGAAAAUUGGACAAGGGUGAUUACAACACGAUCAUUGCCUCCAACGACAUUAUCCCCGACCUAAUCGUAAUUAGAGGUUACUUGCGGAAGCAAUUCCCGAACACUAGAAAUGAUUCACUAGGAUCUGACGUCGGGGUAAUGGUCCACAACUAUCUAAACGGUGUCACCAUGCAGGCAGAGAAACCAGCUGGAGUCCAUAGUUAUGCUAACAUAGUUGUGCCUGUAGGAAGGCUGAAUAUGAAUCCAGAAGAACUGGAGGCAAAUGUAAAGAACAUGAUCAACCAAGCAAUGUCACACAAGCCGAAUAGAGCGUUUUCAGACAAGUUCAUCACAAGGAGCCUAUUAACAGUUCCUCCUGGCAAGGAAAACUUCGACCUUAACACCGAGUCUUACAUCGAAGCUCCGAAAAAAUCGAACAAGAAAGACAAACAGGCUGACGCCGGCGAGGAGGAGGGAGCGGAGGAAAGCAAGAUGGCCGCCACAAACUGAUGUGAAUGUUCACCACAGGGGGAGCUGGCGAGUUGGCCAGGUUGUGCCAAGAUAACGAAAGCAAUUUGCUUGUCGAAGAUCUAACUGCAACACGCCAAGGUAAUCUCUAAAGAGUAUGUGUAGAAUACAAAGCAGAAGGUUAUAGUAGACAGUGGCACCAGGUUAUCGGAGACAUAGUUAAAAUAGCUGACGUCAUGAAUAGCUUGUGGGCCUACGUGCUAGUGUUUGGCAAAUUGUCAUGCCAAAGUUCAUUCACGAACGUUUGUACUGUGUCUUUCAGCCAGGCUUUUUAAAAAUACAACCUCAUUACAGUUUAUCAAUUAUGAUUUGAUGGAAUAAUAUGAAACCCACUGUAAUGUAUAAAUAAUAGUGAACCCUAAUGGGGUUUAUAAAACGAAAAAAAUUUGUUUGUUGAACAUUCA